AGAAUAAGAUUAUCGACAAAUCCCUGAACAAUAUCUACUUGUUAACAUGGAUUAUUACAAUCCAUUAGCGAUGGCAAUAUCCAACACAAAUGGAUCACUUUUAAAUGAAAGCGUCUCUAAUUACUCAUCCUUGGAUUUCUCACAAUCCAACCUGAGCCUGUUCGAAGACGUAUAUGGUAACUUGACAUUUCAUUCGAGAAUGGCCGAAGAGAAAGGUUUAUUAAGACUCUUGAUUUCAGCGGCUGUCUUGUGUGUAAUAGCCGUAUUUUUCAAUGUUUUCUCUAUAGUUGCAAUUUAUUGUAUCCCAUCUGGCCAAAACAUGCACACAACGCUGUUCAUGAACCUAUCUAUCGCUGAUACUCUGGGUGCAAUUGCGUGCUUUUUGGAAAUGUUCGCCAAAGUUUAUUUUCAAUGGAACAAGACCAAGAGCAAUAUCAUUGCGGUGACCUUUCACGUUACUGUUAUAGGAUACAUGUUCUUCUUCGUCAUGUUCUACAUUGUGUCAGCCUUGACAUUGUUGCUGUUUGCUGUGGCGAGAUAUAUUGCGAUAUUCCGUCCGUUGAGUUUCAAUAAAAUUGGAAACCGUCAAAAGACGAUAUGUUUAGUGUUGGCUAUAUGGGUAUUAUCAGCGUUGAUGAGUUCUCCUGCGUUCUGCGUCGUCGUUGAGGUACAUUAUUCUAUCGCCCUCCCUUCGUGUGACUAUUGGAACUACAUAUGGCCGAGCAUUGUCUUCGUGGUGUUUCUGAUCAUCACGUGCUUGUACAUCAAGGUCACUCAUGAUUUACACGUUCGGUGUAUCCGUAUGCGCGCCGAAUCAUCAACAAAGGACAACUUUAGGGCGCUCAUCACGACCAUCAUUCUCAUAUCUAUGCUCAUCCUCUCUCUCCUACCGUAUUUGAUCUUCAAACUAUUCCGCUAUCAUUUCUCCGUUGAUCUUAGAGAAGUGUACUAUAAUUUUAUAUAUUUUCUCCCGUUUACACAUUAUAUACUGGACCCAAUCAUAUAUGGAUGGAGGACUAAAACUGUUCAAGCUGGCUACAAGGCGAUCCUGAUCAAGUUAAAAAUAAUACAAAAUCAAAUUGAACCAAAUGGAAAUUCUAGUUUUAGAAGAACAUCAUUUUUUGGGCGGAGAUUUAGCUCUUUUUACACAUACACAGAAACUAAAGUUUAGAUGAUCCGAACAUAAAAAAGUAUUAAACUAUAUUUAUCUGUGGAUUAAAUAUUAGGGAGUUUAGGCUUGCAUAUAAAAUCGACACGUCAACCUAUACGUAUGACAAAUCACCCAUACAAAUGCAUCGCUUAAAUAUUUUCCGUUCGCGUUUAGGUUGUGAAAAACAUUGCAAGCUUAAACUCCCUAUUCAUUGAAUGUACGUGUAUAUAAGUCCUCCUUCUCUUGCUAUAAUCGAUUUGUAUUAAUAUACUGUCCAAAUGGUUGUAAGAAUCAGUCCAUGAAAAGGACUAGUUACACGUGCAUCGUACACUAGUACAUUAUAUUAUUCUGAAACGCAUUAUUGACGUUUACGGAGAGCCGUAGAAAUAAACAAGCCAUUAGCAUAAAAAUAUACCAUCGUCUGCAAAUGGUUAAAUAACGACGCAGUUGGUGGUUACAUAAAAACGGAGAUGAAAACCAAUUUGAACCAAAGCAAUAUUGGGAAUAGCCUUGCAUCAAAACUUUGUGUACUGUGGGGAACAGAGAUUUGAUGCAAGUUUGGAUCCUUCUCAAAAUGCUUAUCGAAUCUGUUCUGAGAAUAGAAGGCGAACACAUGUUGGACAUGAAUUUGAAGAUAAGGAAAUGUGAAGGGAUACUUGGGAUUAACAAAAACAUUUCAUCCCAGAAACUAUCAACGGAUGAUUGUUUGAUGAUGCUUGUUUCUUGACGUCAAGUGAUGGUUUUAUAAUGAACUAAAUUAAGGAGACACCUUUGUCUGAUUAAUUCCAUGUACAUAAUUAUAAUCAGACAAAUGGUCCAAAUAUGGAUCAUUUGCGUCCUUAUCUGUACGAUCUUGACGUCACUAAAUUGUUUGGGAUUCCUAAAUAAUGUGUAAAAUUACCACAACCCAAAUUAGUUUUUUUCAAUUUGUAGGACAGGACUUAAUUGUUUUUCUGUCAUGCGCAUUGUACAAGUACGUCAUGAUGGCGGCCCAAAGGACACUAUAGUAAUCCCAAAAUAGAACCAAAUUACCAAGUUAUUAGCAAUGUACAGUAUUGAUUAAUCAGUGCAGAAAGUUAAAAGAAUUGUACAUUAUGUCUAUAUAAAUGGAAAGUCGCAAAGUGCCCUGCAAAUUUGCUAACAACGUUUAUAACAACAAUGGACGUUAUAAGUCAAGUAACAAAGGCUUGUUUUUUGUUUCAUUAGAAUCAGCUAGUACAUUUCUCCAAAGUAGAUCUUAAAGACUCUUUGUUGAGUACCAACAAUUGCAAUUGUUUGAUGAAUUAUCUUGAUCUGAUGAUCGUAACCUCUUGGGACAAUUGUGUUGAGGGGCAUCAUGUCAUAACAUAGCAAGUUCCGUUGAAAGAAUUAGAAGACAUGGUGAGUAAGUCAUAACACGUUGUAUCUUACACGUUGUAUUUCACUAAAUGUGCGAUGUGUCUCAGAAUGACAUGUUAUAUUUGCAAUCAAUUGUAC
Owenia fusiformis is the source of this 2626-nucleotide messenger RNA. Lineage: Eukaryota; Metazoa; Annelida; Polychaeta; Sabellida; Oweniidae. The record is from the annotation of a GenBank genome assembly.